Messenger RNA from Penicillium subrubescens, 1452 nucleotides. Its product is annotated as putative pyruvate dehydrogenase complex, dihydrolipoamide acetyltransferase component. Lineage: Eukaryota; Fungi; Ascomycota; Eurotiomycetes; Eurotiales; Aspergillaceae. The record is from RefSeq and is a predicted model, not a curated record. Gene Ontology annotation, biological process: pyruvate decarboxylation to acetyl-CoA. The transcript has 4 exons. Gene Ontology annotation, cellular component: pyruvate dehydrogenase complex. The coding region runs from base 1 to 1452 and encodes 483 amino acids. Gene Ontology annotation, molecular function: dihydrolipoyllysine-residue acetyltransferase activity.
AUGGUUGCUGCCGCUGUCCGGAUGCGCACUCCGAGUGCCAUGUUCAUGUCUCGAGGCGCCGCCUCUAUGCGGCGUCCUCAGGUCUCCUACAAGUUCCAGGAGGUCAUCCAAAACCAAUUGCCCGCCCUGUCCGCUAUUUCCCGCUUCUAUGCCUCCAAGUCUUUCCCUCCCCACACCAUCAUCAGCAUGCCGGCUUUGUCCCCGACAAUGACCGCGGGAAACAUUGGCGCAUGGCAGAAGAAGGCCGGUGACGGCCUCCAGCCCGGUGAUGUCCUUGUGGAGAUUGAGACCGACAAGGCGCAGAUGGACUUUGAGUUCCAGGAGGAGGGUGUUCUUGCGAAGGUCCUGAAGGACUCCGGCGAGAAGGAUGUCCCUGUCGGCUCUCCCAUUGCCGUCCUUGUUGAGGAGGGUGCCGAUGUCUCUCCCUUCGAGUCCUUCACCCUGGCUGAUGCCGGUGGUGACAAGGCCGCCCCGGCCGCUGAGCAGAAGGAGGAGCCCAAGAGCGCUGAGCCAUCGGCCCCGACCCCGGCCCCGGAGCCCGCCGCGCAGGAGCCCGAGACUUCUGGCGACAAGCUCCAGCCCAGCUUGGACCGUGAGCCUGCGAUCAGCCCUGCUGCCAAGGCUCUCGCUCUGGAGAAGGGUGUCCCCGUCAAGGCGCUCAAGGGCACCGGCCGUGGCGGUGUUAUCACCAAGGAGGAUGUUGAGAAGUACCAGCCCACCGGUGGUGCCGCUGCUGGUCCUACCUUCGAGGACAUCCCCAUCACCUCCAUGCGCAAGACCAUUGCCAACCGCCUCAAGCAGUCCAUGGCUGACAACCCCCACUACUUUGUCUCCACCACCCUGUCCGUGACUAAGCUUCUUAAGCUGCGCCAGGCCCUGAACGCCUCCGCCGAGGGCAAGUACAAGCUCUCCGUCAACGACUUCCUUGUCAAGGCCUGCGCUGUUGCUCUCCUGAAGGUUCCCCAGGUCAACUCCAGCUGGCGCGAGGAGAACGGCCAGGCUGUCAUCCGCCAGCACAGCACCGCUGAUAUCAGCGUUGCCGUGGCUACCCCCUCCGGUCUGAUCACCCCCGUUGUCAAGAACGUCCAGGGUCUGGGUCUGUCCAGCAUCUCCAACCAGAUCAAGGACCUUGGCAAGCGCGCUCGUGAGAACAAGCUCAAGCCUGAGGAGUACCAGGGCGGUACCUUCACCAUCUCCAACAUGGGCAUGAACCCCGCCGUUGAGCGCUUCACUGCCGUCAUCAACCCCCCUCAGGCCGGUAUCCUGGCCGUCGGCACCACCCGCAAGGUCGCCAUCCCCGUCGAGACCGAGGAGGGCACCGUUACCGAGUGGGAUGACCAGAUCAUCGUCACUGGUAGCUUCGACCACAAGGUCGUCGACGGUGCCGUCGGUGGUGAGUGGAUCAAGGAGCUGAAGAAGGUGGUCGAGAACCCUCUCGAGCUUCUGCUGUAA